AUGCCUCAGAUUGUGGAUUGGCUGCAUUAUCGUAUUGUUGAUGUCUCUUCAAUCAAGGAACUUUGUCGUAGGUGGUAUCCUUCUUUGAAAGUUUCACGAGAUAUCUACAAAGAGAGCAAUCACCGUGCCUUGGACGACAUCCGCGGAUCUAUCCGAGAGUUGCAAUGGUAUCGCCAAAACCUGUUCGUACCUCCCAAUGCGGCGCAGUCCCCUAGCAGCCGUGGCCUGUAG
Molecule: messenger RNA, 231 nt
Organism: Sparassis crispa
Lineage: Eukaryota; Fungi; Basidiomycota; Agaricomycetes; Polyporales; Sparassidaceae
Exons: 6
Coding region: 1-231 (76 amino acids)
Molecular function (GO): nucleic acid binding
Source: RefSeq, a predicted model, not a curated record